AUCACACACACAAAAUAAAACUCUCAAUUGGAUUAAAUUAUGUGUGAAUUAAUUUCCCAAAAUAUCUGUUCUAGAUCUUUCUGCAAUUUUAUUUUUUAUCAGUCAAGAAAAUUAAAGUUAUAAGGUGAAAUUUGGGUUCUUGAUUCUUGAUAGAGGGUUCAUUUUUUUUUUUUUUUUUUUUGAGAAUGGCAGGGAAUAAUAAUGAUUUAAUGAGAGGAAACCCACCUGGGAUAUUGUUAAUUAGAAGCAUGAGAAGGAAAGAUUGGAGUUUAAAGACAUAUAAAUAUGUUGUUUUGUUGAUUACAUUUAUUGCUUAUACAUCUUAUCAUGCUUCAAGAAAACCUAGUAGUAUUGUUAAAAGUGUUUUACAUCCCAACCCAUAUAUCAACAUAACUGUUACAAAUCCAUGGCCAAUUGGGCCACUUUUUGUAAAAAAAGAAACUUUGGGUCAUUUGGAUAAAUCAAGAAAGAAAGGUUGGGAACCAUUUAAUGGUGAAGAUGGAACAUUGAAAUUAGGUGAAAUUGAUGUUGCAUUUCUAGCAUGUUAUUCUAUAGGAAUGUAUGUAGCUGGACACUUAGGUGAUUCAUUGGAUUUAAGGUUGUUUUUAACAACUGGUAUGAUUGGAAGUGGGAUAUUUGUGGGGUUAUUUGGUAUGGGUUAUUUUUGGAAAGUACAUGCUUUUUGGUUUUAUUUGGUUAUGCAAAUGGUUGCUGGUUUGUUUCAAGCUACUGGUUGGCCAUCUGUUGUUGCUGUUAUUGGUAAUUGGUUUGGUAAAAGGAAAAGAGGAUUAAUUAUGGGUAUUUGGAAUGCUCAUACUUCUGUUGGGAAUAUUAGUGGAUCACUUAUGGCUGCUGCUGUUUUGGAAUAUGGUUGGGGUUGGUCUUUUAUUGUUCCGGGUGCGUUUAUAUUUUUCGCGGGGAUAAUGGUGUAUUUGUUAUUGCCUGCUUAUCCUGAGGAUGUUGGAUUUCCUUGUCCUAAUCGACCGUCUGUUGAGGUUUCGACUAACGAUGAAGAAGCUCAGAGAGUGAAAGAAAAUGUGGGUGAAAAUGAACAGUUUAAUGUACCUCGGGUUGGUUCAGGAAGUAGGACAAGUGUUGGUCUUCUUGAUGCUUGUUUAAUACCAGGAGUUAUUCCAUUUGCACUGUGCCUUUUCUUCUCAAAGUUGGUGGCAUACACGUUUUUGUACUGGUUGCCGUUUUACCUUAGUCAAACAGCUAUAGGGGGAGAGUAUGUUUCAGUGAAAUCUGCUGGGAAUCUAUCUGCUCUGUUUGAUGUUGGAGGUAUAGUUGGUGGAAUUCUAGCUGGACAUUUAUCUGACAAGCUUGAUGCUCGUGCUACUACAGCAGCCAGCUUCAUGUAUGCAGCGAUUCCUUCUAUGCUUCUGUAUCGCAAAUAUGGAGGAACAUCAAAGUUCAUGAACAUUUUUCUGAUGAUGAUAGCUGGCUUGUUUGUUAAUGGGCCUUAUGCUCUUAUAACAACGGCAGUGUCAGCAGAUUUGGGUACUCACAGCUCUUUGAAAGGAGAUUCACGAGCACUUGCAACAGUUACUGCCAUUAUUGAUGGUACUGGAUCUAUGGGUGCUGCUUUAGGUCCUCUUUUGACUGGUUUUCUUUCGACAAAAGGAUGGGAUGCAGUUUUUAUAAUGCUUGUUGUUGGUGCACUUAGUGCUGGUCUUCUUCUAUCACGUUUGGUUCUUGUUGAACUGAGUGAGAAGUUCUCUAAACGCCUACCCUGUGGACAACACAAUGGCGGAGGUUCUGCAUCUCAACCCCUUUUAAGAGACCAAAGAUGAGGAUUUGUUGGGCAUGUUUUCUCAAGAAACAUAAAGAUAUGAUAGAAGAUACAAGUAUUGCCUCUGCGUGAAAACAUAAGCAAAAAUCUACGGUACGAAAAAGCCAAUGGAAUCAAUGUGACUCGAGAAGCCACUCUGUCUUCAAAAUCGCCAUUCAUCUUUCUUCGAUAUGCUUUUGUUUUCGGAAUGUAAGUUCUUUUUGUAGCUCGUUGGAGUCGUCGUAGUCUCUUGGUACGUGUCUAAAUGAAACAAAGGCAUUUCUCUCUUGAGGUUUUUCUGUUGUGAUUAUUGCUUAUUAUCUGAGAUAUAUUUAGAGGUUUAGCGAGACGUGUCUGGUAGUUAUGCUACAGCUGAUAUUACCUUUCUUCUUAUCCCUUGAGGAGUUGUUGAUAGAAUAAAGUGAGGCUAGACUGGUAGAUUUAUUAUCACAUCCGAUGAAUAUCCUUUGUUUGUUUCACCAUUUGGUCCAUAUUACAGAUUUUCUAAAGUUUUUGCAUAA
This is a messenger RNA of Lycium ferocissimum, 2292 nucleotides long. RefSeq names its product putative glycerol-3-phosphate transporter 4. The coding region runs from base 186 to 1793 and encodes 535 amino acids. Gene Ontology annotation, molecular function: glucose 6-phosphate:phosphate antiporter activity. The record is from RefSeq and is a predicted model, not a curated record. Gene Ontology annotation, biological process: phosphate ion homeostasis; transmembrane transport. Gene Ontology annotation, cellular component: membrane. The transcript has 3 exons. Lineage: Eukaryota; Viridiplantae; Streptophyta; Magnoliopsida; Solanales; Solanaceae.